Molecule: messenger RNA, 4739 nt
Organism: Anopheles aquasalis
Lineage: Eukaryota; Metazoa; Arthropoda; Insecta; Diptera; Culicidae
Gene: dos
Product: daughter of sevenless
Biological process (GO): signal transduction
Cellular component (GO): cytoplasm
Molecular function (GO): signaling adaptor activity
Source: RefSeq, a predicted model, not a curated record
UCUCGCUCAGCUCCGUCUGCGUUAAUUUCCUCCCGAGAACAAGAAUCGGUUUGGCUUGCAUUCCCGUUCUAGUGAUGUCGUCCAAGUGCCCAUCGAAGUCACCGUUGUUCGUCGCAUGUUUCCGCGGAACCGUUUUGUGUAUUCGAUCCUCGUGAAGUUAAUUUUGUUGUUUUACGUGUUUGCACACACGCACGCACUCGGCGGCCUCGAUCGUUUCCUGCUGCUGCUGGUGCUUUAUGUUCUACCCAGCACGGAAUCAUCACCGUUCUUGAUCAACGCAGCCCCAGGAGUCGUAGAAGAACGCAAAUCGAAGUGAGCGGCGGCAGCGACGACAGCGGUGGCGAUGGAAAUCAGAACCAUGCCGGAGGGCACCUCCCCCUGCCUUUAGAGUGUCGUCUUACGCCCACCUACGGCAACGGCGGAUCUGCAGUUCAUCGACUCGCCCGCUACAGUCCCGUUGCUGAGUUCGAGAGAAGUUUUACGGAAAUCUCUGAUUCAUCGUUUUACGAUUGUUGUUGUUGUUCUACGACAAUCUGUUCCGUUGUUAUCGCGUUAUCGUGUCCCCGGUGCCGCUUGUUUUGGUUGUUCCCACGGAAUCAGAAUCUGUACCCGAUAUUGGCCGGUCCGUCGGUAUCUCUCUCGGUCUCAGUAGUCCCCUUCUACCUCCGCCUACGCCUCUUUCGCGGCCGCGCUUCUGGGUUAUCAGCCCAGCCCAGAGGAACGGUUUGAAAAGGGGAACCUGCAACACGGAGUGCAAGUGUCCGCGGUGGUCGUUGUGAAUCCCUUUACACUGUGCCUUUGUCCGUCGAAGUGCCUCUCGACAGUGGAGUUGAUAAAUAAGAAUUCUUGGAAAACGAGUCGUUGUCCGGCGCGCGCGUGCUUAUGUUCUGGAUCCAGGCGACAGUGUCAGUGACGGGAUCGCGAAUUACUUUGUUCAAACAACGGUCCCUAUUUUAACCGAAAACGUCUCACAACAUCGAUAAGCAAUAUAGAAAGAGCAUUGAAUUCCCUGCUGGAGUGUGUUCCCGGGCGCUGUCUGCUGCGAUCGUCCUAAAACAUUAAAGCAACGGGCGUGACAUCCUGGCAACCAGAUGGCGACGAUGAAUAAGGAGGUCUAUCAUGAGGGCUGGCUCAUCAAGUCACCUCCGACGAAGCGAAUCUGGCGUGCGCGAUGGCGCAGACGAUGGUUUACGCUGAAGCAGAGUGACGUGCCGGGCCAGUUCUUUCUCGAGUACUACACCGACCGCAAUUGUCGCAAACUAAAGGGUACGAUCGAUCUCGAUCAGUGCGAGCAGGUCGACGCUGGGUUGCGGCUCGAUCGGCAGAAGGAAAAGUACGCGCACAUGUUCGACGUGAAGACACCGACCCGUACCUAUUACCUCGCAGCCGAAACCGAGGACGAUAUGCGCGGGUGGGUGAACUGUAUCUGCCAGGUGUGCAACCUGCAGGAAACGCAAAGUGUCGACGAUCGUCCCUAUUACAAUAUCGGUGCGAUCAACAUGAACGAGGCAGUUAAUAUGGCAGUUGAAACGAGAGCACCGGGAAAGACGAACACCGGUGGCCUCGGAACUAAUACGACCGAAACGGAUGUUUCUAAUGAAACCGAAACGACCAUUCUCAAUCACUCGAUGGUGGCGGUUGCUGGCGGUGCAGGAGAACAGCAGCAGCAGCAGCAGCAGCAGCAAGGCCGCAGCUACAGCAACAACCCGUACGGAACGUAUCAGAAUGAGGAGAUGAUGGGACUGAGAUCGACGGCCAAUGGCGAGUACAGCAAUCGCGAGACGAUCAUCUGUGAAGCAAAGCUGCACACGCAGCAGCAGCAUGCAGCAGCGGAAGCAUACUCGAACUUUGACGUCAUCAUCGAACGCUCCCAAUCACUGCGUGGUAAACCGAACGGGCAUGCCGGUGCUGCAGCAUCUGUGGCACCUGGUGGAGCUACCCACAGUGCUACCGGCAAUAGCUCGCUCGUGAACCAUAUGCGCACUCAGUCACUCAACAUCGAGCAACGGGGAACACGCAAGAUCCCGGAGAAUCUAAAGCUUACCGAUCGUUCACCGUCGACCAGUGCAUUCGACAGUGGCCCAGAGCAACCGUCACCGGCCCUUAGCACCUCAUCGGGACCUUACAUCCCGAUCAGCGAGUGUUACUCGGGCAGUCCGGUAACUCCACUGAACUCGCUCGAUCCUCGCUUCUACGAAACGCCCCGCAGUCACGCCAACGUUGGCUUUAACCUGAACGUCAGCAACGAACAACCGUACUCACCGAAGCGCAGUAACGUGGGCCAGCAGGCCGGAGCGGGUCCAUCGUCGCUCGCCACGGUUCGAGCACCCGGAGUUGUGCCCGGAAGCGGGAAAUCCAGUCCAUCCGAUUCCGAAAGUGUCUUUACGGAUGACGAAUGGACGGCACCGGUGGCCAAUGGGGGCAGCGCUGUUGGUGCCAGUGUCGGUUCCGGUGUGAUGAUUCGCGGCGCGUCGAACGGAGUAUCGACGAUUGAUCGCAAUACGCGCCCUUCGGAUAGCUCGAUUGAGAAUGAUGCCGUCGGUUGGACGUACGUACAGCGGUUCUCUAAAGUACCGAAUGCACCGGAGGACAAGCAGCAACCACAGCAGCAACAGCCCGCGCAGCAAACGAAAGGUGCCUCUAGUGGUAAUGGAGCGGCGGUAAGCAAGGCUGCUGCCAGUGCUCCACCGAGACCACCGAAAAGGGCGAGCAUGAACCUGGAUGGCAUCGAGAAAAGCAAAGAUUUCAUCUCAUCCGAUACGGAGAACGUUUCACCGGCAAUCAUGGGACCAAAGGAUGCCAGCUCGUGCAUCGAGGAAUUCUACGACAUCCCACGCUCCCAUCAGCAUCCAUACACCGGGAGCAGCAUGCAUCUGGACGGUGAUCUACUGUCACCGCUUAGCCACUGCGAUCUGGUCGCAUCCAGCACGCCCAAUCUGAUCAGUGAGUUCGGUGGUAGCGUCUGUGGAACGUUGGGCCGCAAUCCACGGCCACACUGCUACACGAAUGCCGCUCCGACCAAGGUGGAAGGCAACGUGUUCCGUUUCGAUUUCAGCGAGCAGCCUGAUGCUCCGGCCAUCAAUCGUCGAUUGAAACCACGAGGCUCGUCGAUGGAUAUCACUAAAUCGAUCGAAUCAAUCACCCAAGGUGUGAAACAGCUCGGUACUGUACCACCGGCCACACCCGGUGCCACUGGGCAACCACAAGCGGUAGUACCGAUGGCUAAGAGUCCACCAACGAUUGAUCGCACCCGGAAGCCUGCCACACCAAACAUCGGCUCAUUGCGUCGCAAGGGAGGACCAGUCGUGUCGCUGAACCUCGCCUCUAGCCAAUCAACGGAGAGCACUUACGGGAACACCACCCAACACGACGGAAGCGUCAUUUCGCCGCAAGUGCAACUGGUGAGCAUCUCACCAAGAGCGCCACCACCCGGCAAGAACGAAGAUCGUCUUCAGUAUCUGGAUCUCGACCAUUCAAACAGUCCCCAGAAGCCACACGGCAACAACAGCAACAAUGGAUCUGGGCCUGGGGGAAUGCUGACGCAUGGCAACGACGCCAAACAGUCGGCAAGCGGCAAGCUGAGUGAUGCCGGUAGCGGUGGAGCAGGUGCCCAUAAUCAUGGUACUGGUAGUGGUGGCCAUCCAGGAUCUAGUGCUUCCGGUGGGGGCAGUACACGAUCCCUCGACAUCACCAAAGCGCCGGCUCCCCUUCUUUCCAACCGCACACCGUACACGACAGUGGACUUCGUGAAGACCGAUGCGUUCAAUCGUAUUCGCGCCGACUCGGAGCUAACGCGCUCGCAGCAACCGCGCCAAAAGGAUCCUUCUACUUGAGGAGGCGACUCGCUGCUACAGCAGUGAGUAGCGUCUUAGCCGCCUUGCUAAGUGCAAUUACUGCAAAGUCUGCCUUAUCAUCGUCUCUAUUAGCAACAAAACACCAAACAGCGCUUUCUUCAUAAUCCUGUUUACCUCUUCCAGCUGCCUUGCCUGUGCCUUGUUAUGUUUUAAGUGAUUUGGAGAUGUUGGCCAUUCCGACCGCUUUCUAAUAGCAACAGCAAGAAACGAGAGAGAGAGAGAGGGCCUAUAGGUACAUGAUACACACUAUCCUGUGAUUACGCUAGCGAGACGCGCUUCGCUCAACGAGCACAAAAAGCAGCAUUUGAUCGAAACAGAAAGCUUCCAAAGUAGUAGCGUACCAGCGUACGCUGUUUCCAUGUUUAGCAGUAGUUAGGUAAACCUCGAAACACUUUUCUAUUUUACACUUUGCCUAACGUUUAAUGUCCUAAGCUAUCCAUUUUACUCUCGUAACGAACGUAUCCGUGUCUGUCCGUCCCUGGAUGCGACACACGGACGAAAACCUUCCGUCAGCAUUUCACUCUUUACGAACAGCUUUUACGGUUCUAGCUUGUAAACGAUUUAUCUCGAAUGAUUGUACACUUUCGAAUGUAUUUCCUUUUUUUAGUUUUUAAGAACACGCCCAAUGCCAGCGGCAGAGACAGACAAGCAAAAACCAACUGUAUAUCGUAUUCCGUUACUACUCACCAGCAGCAGCUUCGUUAGCUCUUUGCGAUGCCGGAAUCGUGGCAACAGAGGGCCUAGGCUUAAUGUAACGUUAGUACUAUAUACCGCACAAGACUAAACGCACAAAAAAAUUAAUUAAAAGCAAAUAAAACAAAGAACUGGCUGGCUGAAACAUUGUCAUCUCUCCUAAUUUUUCGGAGAAGCCAUGAUCAUCGUAAA